This is a messenger RNA of Trichomonas vaginalis G3, 252 nucleotides long. Its product is annotated as Ankyrin repeat family. The transcript has a single exon. The record is from RefSeq and is a predicted model, not a curated record. The coding region runs from base 1 to 252 and encodes 83 amino acids. NCBI's taxonomy places the organism in Eukaryota, Parabasalia, Trichomonadida, Trichomonadidae.
AUGGAAAAACAUCUCUUCAUUUUGCAACCAUGCAUAAAUGAAUAUUUUCGGAUUGCUAGUGCACACAGUGAUGACAUCAAUUCAAAAGAUGAUAUUGUGGCUACCAUUCUUCAUUUUUCUGCAAUUAUAAAUAAUGGCAACGUUGAAAAUGCAGAAAUAUUAAUGGCAAAAGAUGCAAAUUUCAAUGAAAAAGACUUCAACGAUGUUAAUAAAAUGGAUCCUAAAAUUAAAACCCCAUUUUGCUGCAAAUAA